CUUUCACCGUCUCACACACACACACACAAUUCGUCACAGUGAUCAAAGAGUGAGACUGCUUAGUAUUAGCAGCUGCACCGACGUAAGUGCGACGAUGGACGCGCCGGCCCCCGACAGCAUCGCCGCUGAGGAGGGCGGGCAGCAACAGAUGCACCAGGACGAGAAAGAGCACAAGCCGAUGUUCAGGAGAGUCAAGGACAAGAUGAGGAAGAUCAAGAACACCAUCGCCGGCCACGGCCACGGCCGCGAGCAGGACACCGGUGGCGGUGAUAGCAACAGCACCGGCGAGGACGAGGAGAAUGCGGCGACGAGGGAAGCCGAGGUGGAGAAGGGCGGAUACCAGCAGCAAGACGUCGAGGACAAGCCCAUCUUCGCGGACUCCAGUCCCGAGCACAACGACGCUCCGGGGGUGCGGCUUGGUGACCUUGGCGCCACGGCAGCGGCACAGGAGGUGAAGCGCGACGACGCUCCGGGGGUGCGGCUUGGUUACCUUGGCGCCCCGGCAGCGACGCAGGAGGUGAAGCGCGACGACGCUCCGGGGGUGCGGCUUGGUGACCUUGGCGCCCCGGCAGCGGCGCAGGAGGUGAAGCGCGACGACGCUCCCGGGAUGCGGCUUGGUGACCCUGGCGCCCCGGCAGCGGCGCAGGAGGUGAAGCGCGACGACGCUCCGGGGGUGCGGCUUGGUGACCCUGGCGCCCCGGCAGCGGCGCAGGAGGUGAAGCGCGACGACGCCGCGGGGAUGCGGCUCAGCGACUUCGGCGCCCCGGCAGCGGCGCAGGAGGUGAAGCGUGACGACGCUCCGGGGGUUCGGCUCGGCGAUCUCGGCAGCCCUGUCGUCGAGGACCCGGCCGUGCCGAACUUGAGGACGCCCAUGCCGCGAGGUGGCGAAGACAUCGGCACGACGGACGCUGCGCAGGACGACUCUAGCGCAACUGCCGCCCCUGAAUCGCUGACCGCAGGUGCCGGGAAGAGGGACCUCGACUUGCCGCAAGAGGGAACGCGGGCGUCGUACACCGGCACGGAGGGGCUGAAGAACGCGGCAGCGGACGCGACGACGGAGGGCGCGCGUGGCGCGACGUACACCGACAUGAUCAAGUCCGCGGCGGCGGGCACCACGGAGUACGGCAAGAAGCUGGCGAGCACGGUGUACGACAUGAUCAAGUCCGCGGUGGCGGGCGCCACGGAGUACGGCAAGAAGCUAGCGAGCACGGUGUACGAGAAGGUGGCCGGCGUCGGCACGGCCGUGGCGAGCAAGGCCCAGCAGGUGACAACAUCGGCCGGCACCGCGGUGCUUCACGGCGCGGCUCCAAGGACCAACACGAAUGUGAUGUGAAGUGCAGCGUGUGAUCGAUCAGUGCGCCCGGGUCGAUCGCUGGAAUAAGUCGCCUGGUGUUUGGGUUCAUCUGGGGCUUCAUCGUUCGUAUAUUUUGGGCAAAACGUGUUCUACAAGUGUUCACGUUUUGCAUGUCCGUAAAUCAUGUACGGUACGCGUGUGUAUCUACAUGUUUCUGUCUGUCUGUCUAAAUUCUU
Triticum dicoccoides is the source of this 1530-nucleotide messenger RNA. RefSeq lists its product as uncharacterized. Gene Ontology annotation, biological process: response to abscisic acid; response to stress. The transcript is spliced from 2 exons. Lineage: Eukaryota; Viridiplantae; Streptophyta; Magnoliopsida; Poales; Poaceae. Bases 95 to 1333 code for a protein of 412 amino acids. The record is from RefSeq and is a predicted model, not a curated record.